Molecule: messenger RNA, 930 nt
Organism: Tupaia belangeri chinensis (Chinese tree shrew)
Lineage: Eukaryota; Metazoa; Chordata; Mammalia; Scandentia; Tupaiidae
Product: olfactory receptor 2T27
Exons: 1
Coding region: 1-930 (309 amino acids)
Biological process (GO): G protein-coupled receptor signaling pathway
Cellular component (GO): membrane
Molecular function (GO): G protein-coupled receptor activity; olfactory receptor activity
Source: RefSeq, a predicted model, not a curated record
AUGAAGCAGUGGAAUGAAACCUCAACUGACUUCAUCCUUCUGGGGCUCUUCCCUGGAUUUAAACACCAAUAUCUCCUCAUCCUUCUCAUCCUCCUUGUCUACACUGCUGCCUCUGCUGGAAAUUCCGUCCUGAUCCUCCUCAUCUGGCUCGACUCCCGCCUGCACACCCCCAUGUACUUCCUGCUUAGUCAGCUCUCUCUCAUUGACCUGGCUUAUAUCUCCAGCACGGUCCCGAAGAUGGUCACCAACUACUUCACAGGCAAAAAGGACAUUUCCUAUUUGGCCUGUGCUGCUCAGAUGUUUUCCUUUCUUACCCUCGGCCUGGCUGAAUGCAUCCUUCUCACCCUCAUGGCCUAUGACCGCUAUGUGGCUGUCUGCAACCCUCUGAGAUACACCGUCCUUAUGAGCCCCAGGGCCUGCCUGCAGAUGGCUGCUGUGGCCUGGACUGGAGGGGCGCUUGCUGCCCUUGUCCAUACCAUCUACCCAAUGCAUUUUCCUGUCUGUGGCUCCAGGGAGAUUAAUCACUAUUUUUGUGAGAUGCCUGCCAUCCUGAGGCUGUCUUGUGUGGACACAUCAGCUUACGAUAUGGUGAAAUUCGUGUCAACCAUUGUGUUCCUCCUGGUGCCUUUUGUUCUCAUCGUGACCUCGUACACACUCAUCUUCCUCACUGUCCUCAGGAUGAACUCUCGCAAGGGGAGAAACAAAGCCUUGGCCACAUGCACCUCCCACCUGACUGUGGUGAGUCUCUACUUUGGUCAGGCCAUCUUCAUCUACAUGACACCCAGCUCUUCCCAUACACCUGAGCAAGACCAGGUAGGAGCUGUCCUUGGUACCAUAGUGACCCCCAUGCUGAAUCCGCUCAUCUACAGCCUCAGGAACAAAGAAGUCUUGGAGGCUCUAAGGAAGUGCAUGGGAAGGUGCUGCAGCUAG